AUGCAGCGCGCCCUACCAGGAGCCCGCCAACACUUAGGAGCCAUCCUGGCCAGUGCCAGCGUAGUGGUGAAGGCCCUGUGUGCGGCGGUGCUAUUCUUCUACCUGCUGUCCUUCGCCGUGGACACAGGUUGCCUGGCGGUCACCCCAGGCUAUCUCUUUCCUCCUAACUUCUGGAUCUGGACCUUGGCCACUCAUGGGCUGAUGGAGCAGCACGUGUGGGACGUAGCCAUCAGCCUGGCUACAGUGGUGGUGGCUGGGCGUUUGCUAGAGCCCCUCUGGGGGGCCUUGGAGCUGCUCAUUUUCUUCUCAGUAGUGAACGUGUCUGUAGGAUUGCUGGGGGCCUUCGCCUACCUCCUCACCUACAUGGCGUCCUUCAACUUGGUGUAUCUGUUCACUGUUCGCAUCCAUGGCACCCUAGGUUUCCUAGGUGGUGUUCUGGUGGCGCUCAAGCAAACCAUGGGAGACUGCGUGGUUCUACGAGUGCCCCAGGUGCGCGUCAGCGUGGUGCCCAUGCUGCUGCUGGCCCUGCUGCUGCUCCUGAGGCUGGCCGCACUGCUCCACAGCCCAGCACUGGCCUCCUAUGGUUUUGGGCUGCUCUCCAGUUGGGUCUAUCUUCGCUUCUACCAGCGCCACAGCCGGGGCCGAGGGGACAUGGCCGACCACUUUGCUUUUGCCACCUUCUUCCCAGAGAUCCUGCAGCCUGUGGUGGGAUUGUUGGCAAAUUUAGUGCACGGCCUCCUGGUGAAGGUAAAGAUAUGCCAGAAGACAGUGAAACGCUAUGAUGUGGGUGCCCCGUCCUCCAUCACCAUCAGUCUCCCAGGCACAGACCCUCAGGAUGCAGAGCGAAGAAGGCAACUGGCCCUGAAGGCCCUCAAUGAGCGACUGAAAAGAGUGGAGGACCAGUCUGCCUGGCCCAGUAUGGAAGAUGAUGAAGAGGAGGCCAGAGCCAAGGUGGACAGCCCCCUGUCAUCAGACAAGGUCCCCAUACUUCCAGGGAAGGGGGCUGUCCCAGAAUCUAGCCUAAUUACCUUUGAGGCAGUGACCCCAAAUCUGUAA
Molecule: messenger RNA, 1056 nt
Organism: Chrysochloris asiatica (Cape golden mole)
Lineage: Eukaryota; Metazoa; Chordata; Mammalia; Afrosoricida; Chrysochloridae
Gene: TMEM115
Product: transmembrane protein 115
Exons: 2
Coding region: 1-1056 (351 amino acids)
Biological process (GO): retrograde vesicle-mediated transport, Golgi to endoplasmic reticulum
Cellular component (GO): Golgi apparatus; membrane
Source: RefSeq, a predicted model, not a curated record